This is a messenger RNA of Striga hermonthica, 951 nucleotides long. The record is from the annotation of a GenBank genome assembly. Lineage: Eukaryota; Viridiplantae; Streptophyta; Magnoliopsida; Lamiales; Orobanchaceae.
AUGGGAAUGUUGAUGGGUGGAGGUUUUAACAGAGCACCAAAUCACCCAAGCUUCCACAGAGAAAUAAUUACUGGUCGCUUGAAUUCCAGGUAUUUUUUCAGGAAUCUUUCAUCAAUCGAACACAAUCCCUCGCCGCGUUACAUCAUCCCCAAACGCCAUCUGCAAAUCGACAGCACAAGAAGCUCCCUCCCUGAGAAGAAGAAGAAGAAGCUGCUUCCUCUUUUGCUGCGCAAACAUGGCAACAACAUGAAUACUGAUGGAGACGUUGACUUGAGGUGUAAUUAUUUCUCUGUGUUUGAUGGGGAUGACAAAUCAUUAUCAACACGACAACUCCACUUGCCAUUUAGUGUUAACAUCCAGGGCUAUUGCAAUGGCGUGGUGUGCCUCGUGGAUAAGUUUGUUGGUCAUAGAAUUGCCCUUUGGAACCCAUCGAUUAACGAAUUUAAGUUCCUUCCCCCGACUUGCAUCCAACGCCAUCCAGAUGCUAAAUAUCUCAUGUUUGCUGGUACCAGUACUGGCUUCGAUCGUAAUUCUCAAGAUAUCAAGGUAGUAAGGUUCGUGUUCGACAUUUUUCCUGAAGAACAUUAUACUCACCCCACGACUCACGCGGAGUUGUACUCCCUAAAGUCCGAUUCUUGGGAGGAAUUACCUGAUUCUGUUACCUCAUCACCUUGGGAGGAAUCACUCGUCCGGGUUUCUGCUUCUGUAAAUGGGGUUGCUUAUCGUGAGACGGAGAUAAACAGCAGGGUGCGACUUCUUACCUUUGACUUUGCAAGUAAACAAUUUUCUUUCCUUGAUCUUCCGGAUUCCGCUAAGCUUGUCGGGACAUCUUAUAGGCUGCAUCUUGCCGAGCGGGAGGGGAAGCUUGCUGCUAUAAUCUACCCAGAGUGUACAUUCUACCCAAAGUAUAAUAUCUACCCAAAUUCUGAGACGAAAAAAAAAAACUUGUGA